Aspergillus fumigatus Af293 is the source of this 462-nucleotide messenger RNA. RefSeq lists its product as uncharacterized. Lineage: Eukaryota; Fungi; Ascomycota; Eurotiomycetes; Eurotiales; Aspergillaceae. The record is from RefSeq and is a predicted model, not a curated record. The transcript has 2 exons. Bases 1 to 462 code for a protein of 153 amino acids.
AUGGGUAGGGUGACAGCCACCUCUGGCAAGGCUACACUGGGCGAGAGAAUCAGCGACUGGGCGUUUGUGGAGAUGAACGAUGUUGCCAUAGAGAAAUCCUUCCGACCCAACCACAUGUUCCCUGUCCGAGGCUACCAGCAACCAAGCCGAUGCAAAGCUGGGGGCGAGCCUCUAACAAACUUUGACCCGCUCAUAGAAGAUGGCGCGCACGACGGGAAUUACUACAGGCCUUCGCCAUGGGACGCUGGUGAUGCAUUGCUGCAAGACUGCACUAGCUACGGCCAUGUUGGCAACAAGAAUGACCUGUCAGCAGCUACGAUUGAGGAAUACAUCAUUGUGAGUCGUGGACUGAACACGACUGAACACACGCAAGCCUCAUUUGUUGUGGUUGGUGACUCUAGAUCACAUGUUAUUGAUAAAGACCAGCGCACCAGCCAAGCUCGGGCUCCCUCAACCCGCUGA